Molecule: messenger RNA, 2817 nt
Organism: Pipistrellus kuhlii (Kuhl's pipistrelle)
Lineage: Eukaryota; Metazoa; Chordata; Mammalia; Chiroptera; Vespertilionidae
Gene: SHISA7
Product: shisa family member 7
Exons: 5
Coding region: 51-2084 (677 amino acids)
Biological process (GO): regulation of short-term neuronal synaptic plasticity; regulation of AMPA receptor activity
Cellular component (GO): postsynaptic membrane; postsynaptic density; AMPA glutamate receptor complex
Source: RefSeq, a predicted model, not a curated record
CCCCGGUUCUCCGCUCAGCCUGGCGGCCCGGGCAGCCUCCUGCGCACCCCAUGCCGGCCCCGCUGCUCCUCGGGACCCUGCUGCUCCUGGCCUCGGCCGCCGGCCCCGCCGCGGCGCGCCCGCCCAACGCCACGAGCGCCGAGCCGCCGGGCCCGCUGCCCGCGCUGCUGGCGCACCUGCGGCGCCUCACCGGGGCGCUGACGGGCGGCGGCGCGGGGGGCGCGGGCGCCAAUGGCACGCGGGCCGGCCCCGCGGGCGGCGCGGGCGCGGCGGCGCGGGCGCCCCCUCCGGCGGAGCUGUGCCACGGCUACUACGACGUGAUGGGCCAGUACGACGCCACCUUUAACUGCAGCACCGGCUCCUACCGCUUCUGCUGCGGCACCUGCCACUACCGCUUCUGCUGCGAGCACCGCCACAUGCGCCUGGCGCAGGCCUCCUGCUCCAACUACGACACGCCGCGCUGGGCCACCACGCCGCCGCCCAUGGCCGGGGGCGCGGGGGGCGCGGGGGGCGCGGGCGGGGGGCCCGGGCCCGGCCAGGCCGGCUGGCUGGAAGGCGGCCGGGCGGGGGGCAACGGGAUGCGCGGGGGCGAGGGCCCCGGGGGCAGCACGGCCUACGUGGUGUGCGGGGUCAUCAGCUUCGCCCUGGCCGUGGGCGUCGGGGCCAAGGUGGCCUUCAGCAAGGCGUCCCGCGCGCCCCGGCCGCCCCGGGACAUCAACAUGCCCAGGUGUGUGCGCCCCGGCAGACGGGGCGCUGGUGGACAUGCUGAGGCAUCAGGCGGGACCCGGGACCUGUCCGGACCGAGCUCGGAGCAGCUCCUUGACCCCGGGGGUCGGGGGUCCCGACAGUAUGGCCCCGAGGACGCCCAAGAACCUCUACAACACCAUGAAGCCCUCCAACCUCGACAACCUGCACCACAACUACCUGCACCUGAACGUCAGCAGCCCCACGCACCACGCCACCACGCUGGACUGGAGGGCCGCCCCACCGCCCAGCCCCAACCUGCAUUACUCCACGCUGUCCUGCUCUCGGUCCUUCCACAACCUCUCGCAUCUGCCCCCCUCCUACGAGGCUGCGGUGAAAUCCGAGCUCAACCGCUACUCCUCCCUCAAGAGGCUGGCCGAGAAGGACCUGGACGAGGCGUACCUGAAGCGCUGGCACCUGGGGGACGUGCCCCGCGGGACGCUGCCCCUGCACACGCUGCGGCGCCCGGGCACCGGCGGCGGCUACCGCGCGGACUGGGGCGGCGCCGACGAGCUGGGCCCGGCGCCCGCGCCCCACCCGCGGCGCGUCAUGUCACAGGAGCACCUGCUGGGCGACGGCGGCCGCUCGCGCUACGAGUUCACGCUGCCGCGCGCGCGCCUGGUGUCGCAGGAGCACCUGCUGCUGUCCUCGCCGGACGCCCUGCGCCAGAGCCGCGAGCACCUGCUGUCCCCGCCGCGCAGCCCCGGGCCGCCCGACUCCGCCCGCGCCGGCCUGGCCGCCUCGCACUCCAACCUGCUGCUCGGGCCCGGCGGGCCGCCCACGCCGCUGCACGGGCUGCCGCCCGGCCUGCACGCGCACCACCACCACCACCUGCACGCGGCGCAGCCGCCCUGGCUGGCGGACGCGGGCGGCGGGGGCGCGCUGGCCGGCCGGCCGCCCUUCCAGCGCCAGGGCACGCUGGAGCAGCUGCAGUUCAUCCCGGGCCACCACCUGCCGCAGCACCUGCGCACCGCCAGCAAGAACGAGGUGACGGUCUGAGGCCGGGGGCGGGGCUGCGGCCCGGCGGGCCCUCCCCUCCCCUCCCCUGCCCCGCUAAGCCCGGAUCCCAGACGCACCCCAGGGCCCGGACCGGAUCCGCCUGCGGCCUCUGCGGACACUGCUUUGAAUGGACUCGUCACCCAGCGGAGACCAGGCCUCUUCCUAGAAUGUCACAGCAGCUGAGACCCCUCCUCCUAUGUCACUGUUUGAGGCAAGAGCUCCUUCCCAUGACGUCAUCACAGAGGAAGAGGCUUGCCCGUGAGGUUGUGGCUGGCCACAAGGUCAACACCGGGGCCAGACCUUCCCAUGAGGCCAUCGCAGGGGAAGAGGCCCAGCCCUGAGGUCAUCCCUACAGGCCAUGUCCCAUGAUGUCAUCACACACUCCCUUCUUGUGACGUCAUGGCUGGCGGAGACAACGCCUUGUCCUAUGGCGUCAUCCCUGGAGACUGAGCGUUCCUUCCUGAGAUGGCAGUGCAGAGACCAGUCUCGCCCCAUGACAUCCCUUCUGGCCCCCGAAGGCCUCUCUUGACAUCAGCAUCGUCCGCAGGAAAACCCUUUCCUCCAGGGAAGAUGCCUCUGCCUGUGACGUCAUCCUUCAGACAAAGCCAUCUUGCUGGUACACGCUCCGCAGGGGCCGGCCUCGAGGCCCCGCCCUUCCCGUGACGUCAUCACAGGACUCGCCUCCUUCCUGCCUGUGAUGCUACCACCAGAGAAGGUGCCUUCCCGAAGACAUCAUCCGAGGGACCGUGCCUCUUCCGGGGGAUCUGUCGCCAGAGCUGAGAGCCCUUCUGUGAUGUCACCCCAGGACCCUGCGGCUCUGAGCGUGAGACCCCUCGCUGCCGGGUGUGCCCGGGGUCCCUGAGGAAGUGCUCCGACCUGAGGGGUCACCAGAAGGCAUGCCAUGGCUGGGGAGGCUGCCUCACCUAGAGGUCUCCCCAAGGUGUUUGCAAUGAGGACCCCCACUCCCGUCUGAGGCUGGGUCCCCAUGCUGUGAUGUCAUCACCAGAGACACUGCCCGCCCUGGGGGGCCGUCACCCGUGAUGGCGUCACCAGUUUCUGCCUUGUCCCGCCGAG